AGCACAUUAUUCGCAGAGAAGGGAACAUACGUGUUCCCUUAACAACCCAACAACAGCAGCAACAGUAACAACAGUAACAGACAGUAACAACAGCAGCAGCUGCAACAAUCAUGUCAUCAUCUCUAGAACAGUUGGAGAACCAACUUGAGACAUUUAUUGAAAAUGUUCGUCAAAUUGGAAUCCUGGUUAGUGACUUCCAGCCCCAGGGACAACAAGUUCUUAACCAGAAGUUACAGAACAUGAUAACAAAUAUGCAAGACAUUGACAAACUUCGCUCUGCUGUCCAAGAUGUACAUGUUCCUCUGGAAGUUUUUGAGUACAUAGAUGGAGGGAGAAACCCUCAGUUAUAUACUAAGGAUUGCAUGGAGAAAGCUCUUACAAAGAAUGAACAGGUUAAUGGGAGAAUUGAUUCAUAUAAGAGGUUCAAGGCAAUGCUGUUAGUUGAACUGUCUCAUGUGUUUCCAAAUGAGAUGACACGAUAUCGCGCAGUCAGGGAAGAACUAAGCUGAAGACAGUCAUGCUCAACCUCUUUGGAAAUUGCCAAGGAUAACCCAUGGCAGUUUCAGGGUCAACCCAUUCAAAUGACUGAAAAGUGCCUGAGAAUAAAAGUGUCUCUCGGAAGAAUUGGGUAUAAAACUUGAGAGUGUUGUAUCUAGUAUGUCUGAGAUCUUAAUUUGUGUAUCCAUAUUAAUUCUUUAGUCUGGAUGGAAAUUGUUCAUAAAACUGAAAAUUAUAUUUAUAGCACUCCUCCAAACUAAGUACAGUACAUAAAAUCAAAAGUAUUUUACACACAGAAAAACUUAACUCCCACUGUAGUUGUCCUUUUCCAAAUAUAUACAUAUGUAAAACAUUUAAUCAUCAUUGAGGGUAGAAAGUGGCCUAUGAUCUUCAGACUUACAGAUUAAUACAUGUUUCCAUGAAUGACAGAAGCUGUACCACGUGUUAACAGUUAUGUUUGACUGAAUAACUAUGCAGAUCUGCAUGUAAUCUCCCAACAGUUUUGAUGUAGGUUAUGUUUCAUCUGGGAUGGAAGUAGUAUGGGAGACUAUUAUUACGUAACAUAUGCUGGUCAAAAUCCAAGCGGAAGGUCUACAACUGGCAUUAUUUACACCAGUUAUGUUAUGCUAAAAAUAUUCUUAUUUCCUCCUGUUUUUAAACAAGUGUUGUACAUGAUCUGAGGCAUCAUUUGAGUUUUAGGAAAUUUUGAGAACUGUGUUCAUUUUCAAAUUGCAUCGCACCAAGGUAUAAUAUUUUUUAUAAUGUGUAUGCAGUGUCCUGGGGUCAGCCAUGAAAUGUUGUAUAGUGUGUUUUUAUGCUACAGUCCCUUGCCAUUUUUUCUCAUUUACUCUGUUUUGCUCAUUAAUAGUGACUAGUAUGUAGACAAGGCAUAAAAGUAUGAUUCUGAGUAGACAUCGCUGUAAUUUGGAAUUUUCUUUAUUCUUCUGUCUUUCACAAUUCUGGCAGUUUCUGUGAUCAUUGACUCGAGGAUUGUGGUUAAUGACUCUCUCUCUCUCCCUCCCCUCUCUCUCUCUCUCUCCCUCCCCCUCUCUCUCUCUCUCUCUCCCUCCCCCUCUCUCUCUCUCUCUCUCUCUCCCUCCCCCUCUCUCUCUCUCCCUCCCCCCUCCCCCUC
This is a messenger RNA of Cherax quadricarinatus, 1630 nucleotides long. It is a transcript of the gene MED10, whose product is annotated as mediator complex subunit 10. Gene Ontology annotation, cellular component: mediator complex. Gene Ontology annotation, biological process: positive regulation of transcription by RNA polymerase II. Gene Ontology annotation, molecular function: transcription coregulator activity. NCBI's taxonomy places the organism in Eukaryota, Metazoa, Arthropoda, Malacostraca, Decapoda, Parastacidae. The record is from RefSeq and is a predicted model, not a curated record.